Adineta steineri is the source of this 1299-nucleotide messenger RNA. Lineage: Eukaryota; Metazoa; Rotifera; Eurotatoria; Adinetida; Adinetidae. The record is from the annotation of a GenBank genome assembly.
AUGUCUGCAGCUCGAACGUCGGAACGUAGUACUAUAUCGUUACCUACUAGUCCACAAAAAACUUAUAAAACUCCAGCACGACUUGGAACAGAAUAUGAAGAAGAAGAUAAAAAUUUAGUAAAAAGUUUAGUAUUAGGCUCAGCAUCUCUAAAACGACAAUCAGAUUUAAAUCGAAAAUCUCAUAUAUCUAAAAGUUCUUCAUCGACAAUUUCAUCAUUAGUUUCUCAAUCACAUGGAUUACUAUCGAGAGGACGAGCAAAUACUGAUACUCAAACAGUUGUAACUUCAACAAGUGGACUUAAACAACAAUCAGCAAAUGCAUCAGGAAUUGAUAGAAUUAUGGGUCAUUAUAAUCAACAACAUCAACAACAAUCAGCCUCAUUAAAACCUAAAUGUACACUACCCGCAUCAAAAUGUCAAUCAGGAUACAUUACAGCAUCGAAAUUAUUUAACAUGAUGGGUUAUGGAUUGCAAAAUCAAUAUUUAUUUAUGCAUGCGCAUUAUCUCUAUAUCAUCGAUUGUCGAUCACGAGAAGAAUUCGAUGGUGAUCAUAUUCUUACGGCUAUUCAUUGGGAAGAUGCAUUAAAUGGUACUGUGUAUAUAUCACUUGUUGAACGAUUUAGUGAAAUAGUAUUAUAUGAUGAAAAAGGUAUUGCCUCUAAUAUGUCAACAGAAAUGCGACAAAUUAGUAAUCGUUUUUCACCACCUGGCUCAAGGCCAUGUGUAAUAUUAGCUGGUGGCUUUGAAACAUUUCAUACAUUAUAUCCAUUUAAUUGUACUCAGAACAAUGUACGUUCAACUGUUGAUCGUGAAAAAUUCCUUACAAUUUAUCCAUCUGUUGUUCUUGAUAAUCAACUUUAUCUUGGUACUGGUCAUCAAGCAACAAACUGGAAAGUUGUACGUGAUCUUCAAUUAACACACAUUAUAAAUAUAUCCAUUGAACAUCAAUGUGUAUUUCCUGAUAAAAUAAAAUAUUUACAUUUGGAAUUAGAAGAUAAAGAAGAUGUUUUAUUAAAAGAUCGUUUUGAUGAAACUAUACGUUUUAUGGACACUGCGCUUCAAAAUCCAUCAAAUCGUAUACUUGUUCAUUGUAAUUUGGGUAUAUCAAGAUCAACAACAUUAAUUCUCGCUUAUCUAAUGAAAACAUAUAAUGCUACUUUAUAUGAAGCAUUUCGAUAUUUAAGACAUCGUAGACCCAUUAUUUGUCCAAAUUGGGGUUUUCUUCGACAAUUACUUGACUAUGAAAAUCAUUUAUUUUCUUACGUUUAUACUGAUCCUAAGGAUCCAAUAUUUUAUUGA